UAGAUGUCGCUUCAGUGGCCGAUUAAAUGGCUUCUGUGUGUAUAUUACUGCGUCAGUAUGUUGCAAAUUUAACGAUUUUAAUAAAUUAAACAACGCCCCGUUUAAAACCAACGAAAUAAUAGUGCAGUGAGAUGUUGAAAAACGUUAAUUCCAUAAAAAUGUUGCCGAAAUGUAUUAAAAUAUACAAAUUUCGGUCAAACUACUAUGGAUAAUUGAGUGUUUUUUCAAAAUGGUGGGUGUUUGUUAUUUGGCUACGAUCAUUAUUUACAUCAUUGGUUCGACAAGUUGUACGAAAAGCAAAGAUUGUCCGGAAAUUUGCUCUUGUUUGGGGUCUUAUGUCGACUGUUCGUCGAAGAAAUUGCAAGCAAUUCCAUCGAAUCUCCCUAAAUGGACCACUCACCUCGAUUUACGUAAUAACACCAUUAAAAAACUAAACGACGUUACUUGGAGAAACCUGACUAUUUUAACCGAACUCAUAUUGAACAAAAACGACAUUUCUGUAAUCCCAAACGACGCGUUCAAUUACCAGAAGCAGCUAAAAAGUCUUGAACUUAACCGAAAUCAGUUAAAAUCUAUUGAAGCUUUAACUUUUAAGUCAUUAGAACGUUUAUAUGUAUUAAAAUUGAAACGAAACCAAAUAACGCAACUCAAAGAUGGGGCUUUCUACGGAUUAUUGUCUAUUGACAAAUUGAUAUUGGAUUACAAUCAUAUAUUAGUUAUUUCAAAAGGAUGGCUUUAUGGUUUACAGUCUUUAAAAGAAUUGUCUCUGAAUCACAAUUACAUGAAUUUUAUUGAACCUGAGGCUUGGGAGUUUUGUAAAAAACUUGCCAUUUUAGACUUGUCUAAUAACAGAUUAGAAUCAAUUGCAGCCAACACGUUCAAACAUCUUAACGAUCUCCAAAAACUAGUAUUAAGUAACAAUAAGAUAACAUUUAUUGAAGAAAAAGCUUUUAGUCACUUACCAAAUUUGAAAUACUUGCAUUUAAAUAAUAAUAAAAUCUCGUGGACGAUUGAGGAUGCAAAUGGCGUAUUCCAAGGACUCGGCAAUUUAAUGAAAUUUUAUCUGGCGGAUAAUAAUAUAAAAUCGAUAAGUAAAAACGCCUUUAUUGGUUUAAAAAACGUAACGUAUUUAAAUUUGAACGACAAUAACAUUACCUCAAUCCAAAUGAACGCCUUCGCUGAAGUGCCUUUGCUUUCGGAUCUCGUUAUUAACACCACUUAUUUACUUUGUGACUGUAACAUUCGUUGGUUUUACGAAUGGUUGAGUACAAAACAGUUUAAAAUCCGCGCAAUUUGUGCAUACCCCGAAUGGUUGAGAGGCCAGUCAUUCUUAGAAGUACCAACAUCGAAUUUUACUUGUGACGAACUACCUAAACCGAGAUUAAUCGAAGAACCAGAACCAGAAAUAAUGGCUUUAAAGGGAGAGAAUAUUACGUUAAGUUGUACAGCGAUGUCAAGUUCAAACAGCCCUAUGACUUUCCAGUGGAAAAAAGACAACGUCGAAAUAAUUAACAUGAAUAUUAAAGAAAAUUCCAGUUCUGAUGGUAAAACGACAGAAGCAGUAUCAAAACUAAACAUUUAUAGAGCACAGCAUUCCAAUGCUGGAAAAUACCAGUGCGUUGUAUCCAACAUUUUUGGUACCACUUACUCGCAAAAGUCCAGCAUUUCGGUUCUAAUUUUUCCGACAUUUCUGAAACGACCCGACAACGUUACGGUAAAAGCCGGCGCCGUCGCGAAAUUAGUCUGCGCCGCUCAUGGCGAACCUCAGCCGGAAAUCGCUUGGCAAAAAGAUGGCGGAAAUGAUUUUCCGGCAGCGCGAGAAAGACGCAUGCAUGUACUACCAGCCGACGAUAGUUUUUUCAUCUCAAACGCUAAACCAACCGACAUGGGAAUUUACAGUUGCACGGCACAUAAUGCCGCUGGAACUAUAGUCGCAAACGCCUCGUUGACGGUUUAUGAAAAACCUUCAUUUGUAAAAUCAAUGGAAAACAAGGAAGUGACCGCUGGUGAAUUGGUGGUACUUCAAUGCAUGGCCAGCGGUACACCGAAACCCACCAUCACGUGGUACAAAAAUGGCGAACCGAUUCGGGCAACCGAACGCCAUUUUUUCACCGCAGAGGAACAACUUAUGAUAAUUGUAGACACCGUCCAAUCGGAUUCUGGGAAAUAUGAGUGUCAUUUGAACAAUUCUCUUGGGGAAAAGACCGGUUAUAGCCUCCUGAGAGUGAAGCCAGGUUUCGUUAUAGGAAACUUCACGACGACUGACAUGAUGGGUAUUAUAAUAAUCACGGUGGUGUGUUGCGCUGUUGCAACAUCCAUCAUUUGGGUGGUGAUUAUUUACCAGACGCGGAGGCGGAUGCCGCCCCCGGCUGCGCCGCCCCUCGAGGGCCCCUUGGAGCUGGACCGUGGGGUGCAAUUCACUGAUAAUGCGUCCGAUAGGUCGUCGUGUCGUGAUAGUGGAACGGGGGACUCGGCCCGUCGCAGUAACGAUGAUCUGGCACACGAAGACUACAAAUUGAUUAUUAAUGAGGAGCCCCAACCUGGCUGGAAUGUGAUGCGAAUUGCUAGUUUGACGUAUAUCCCAGCUGAUCCGAACAGUUCGCAUGCCCCACUCCUGCCAGGCACACCCUAUGUCCGAUCUACCAAUCACGACCGACCUGAAACACCGGAAAAAGAGGCGCCACCAGCAGAAUUAAAUCAAACCACCGAGAAUUGAACACUGCUGGAAAGUCAAUUUCCUAUUCAAUGGUACAAUUAAGUGUAUAUACUGUAUUUUUUAGUUCCUGUCUUAGUUUAUUUAAUUUUUUUUUUCGACUGUUGCCGAGUUAUUUAUUAAGUUAUUUAUGUUCGGAGUUACAUAAUGACGUCGAACUGAUUUCACACGAGUUGUGACAAUAACCUAAGUUAGGUGAGAUUUAUACCAAAGCAUUUUGUGAUGCGGUAAAAUGACCGGAGGCCUUAUCUAUAAAUGAAAAAUAUUUUUCUAGCGAUGUAAUUAUAUUUAAAAAGUGUGUUUAAAAACGAUACCAGUUAUACAAAUUCCAUUGAAACACCAAUGUGACGUCUUAUGUAACUUUGGAUGAAUGUCCCAGUUUUAUUACUUUGAAAUUCCCGUGAUAUUAUGUUGAUAAGUGGACAUAAUUUUUGUAUAUUUACAAAGUUUUAUUAGUAUACUGCCCAUUAAAAGUAUAAUUCCUGUAGAUAUUAAUCUAUAUUAGUGCAGUUGUAAAGUAUUGAAAUGUGUUUGUGUUGAAUGUGUUUAUUUAUUAAUGUGUGUAAGUCGUAUGAGUGUCGUCGAUAUUGUUUUUAUUGUGUUAUAAGCAAUUUAUAUUAACACUAUUUUGUUAAUACGUUUUAAAUUUAUGGUAUUUUUUUCGAUAAUUUUUAAGUUCUUGUAAUCCCACUUUAUAGUAUUACUAAGUAUACCUCAUUGUGAUUUAUAAUUUUUUGUCUAAAAUAAAAUAAUGCCUAUAUUA
Molecule: messenger RNA, 3476 nt
Organism: Tribolium madens (black flour beetle)
Lineage: Eukaryota; Metazoa; Arthropoda; Insecta; Coleoptera; Tenebrionidae
Gene: lbk
Product: leucine-rich repeats and immunoglobulin-like domains protein 2
Exons: 11
Coding region: 230-2716 (828 amino acids)
Molecular function (GO): protein binding
Source: RefSeq, a predicted model, not a curated record